AUGUCGGCGAUACGAAAAGAGUUACAACGUCAAGUGUUUCAAGGCGAAGAUGAAAGGCUACAUACAAUGGUUCAAAUUCUUAAAACUGAUGGAAAAAAGAAAAAACGACCAACAUUUUUAUGUAUUGCUGUUACAAUAGAACAUCCAAUAUCUGUACGAUUAUACUUUGUUAGAGCAGAAAAAGAUGACAGUUUCAAAAAAAAAGAUCGCUAUAACUUGCGAGAGUUGCGAGCAAUCGAUGGUGUGAACCCCAAAAAGGCGUUACCAGAUUUUGUAAUAACAUUUAACGAACGUACCUUCUCUUUGGUUGCUGCUAGCGUGGAAGAAAAAGAAGAAUUCAUUAAAGAGCUUUAUAGAAUAUCAUCUCAUUAUCUACCCGUUCAAAUGCCAGAUUUUUCUGAUUUUCGUGUUCUAUUGGACAAACAUAAUUUGACCGUUGGAGACUCAGAUGUUUUGUCUGACAUUUUAUCGAAUCAUUUACAAUCUCUCGAUGGUGCUAACAUCAAUUCGAUGCUAAGUAGCGAAACUGCUGUCGGAUGUCUGCUCACCUCACUCAAUUCGGCUUUGGGAGAAGUAGAUAAUCUUACAGAAGGAUUAAAGACAUGUGAUUCUAUCUUUGUGGAUGUUCGGAACAGUUUUGAACUCAUGGAAGAGAAAGAUUCACUCGCUAUCGUUGAACGGAAAAACCGAUACCGGUUGAGACAAGAACUCAUGAAUUAUGUGAGUGGAUUGGACGCUGUUACAGAUGCUCACAUCAGAACAUUAGAAGAAUCAAGAUUCGAUGAUCCGAAAAGUAUCGCGAGCUGUGCUGAAGCUGCUCGUGCUGUUUCUCAAUUUUGGAAUGGCCACUUUGCAAGACCUCUCUUGAAUAUGAGUUCUUAUAAAGAACGUAGUAGUUUAGUUGAUAUUACUGAUCUUUUUGUUGAUCGCCUGUUGUCCCAUCUAUCAGCCCUUUUCAAUAAUCUGAAUGAUAUUUCCAUGACAUCUGAUUGGCAUUCUCUCUGUAUUCCCAAGCAAUCUCAACGCUUUCAUGCUUUAUCUCCUUUGAGUGAACUGAUUCUGUGGUUGAAACACAACAAGCCUGCAGCUUACAGUGUUGUCAUGCAACGCUACGUAGAUGCAACCAAGCAAUUGUAUAAAAAGUUAUUUGAUCAAUUCUUUGAGCAAUUGCAUGUUGAAAUUAACAAGCUAAGCUACAAGAGAUCAGAAAGCACAGCUAAUUCAGCUAAAUUGUCGGUUGCUAGUAGUAUCAGCUUUCCAGAUACUUCCAACGAAUUUGAAGAAAUUUCAAAGUUAAUCGAAACUGUUCUUGGGGAGUUAGGUCCUGUAGUUGACUGUGAACAAAAGUUUUGUUUACGUUUCUUCCACAUAACAACGGAUCUUUUGAUGCAAGCUGAAGUAGUUUCUACAGGUUCAGGAGAUAGUUCAACCUUAGGAUCCGCAACGCGAAGUAUCGAGAAAACGAUAAAUGAACAGAUUCGAGCUAUGAUGGGACCAAUUUUCGAUUCUCUGAAUGAACAUCUCAAGAAAUUUGCUGAUGUCAUUUGCAAACAAACACCAAGCAAUGUAUUGGUUCUUUUUGUCAUUCUGUCUAAGAAAAUAUUGAGUCCUCAAGACUCAGGAUCGUAUUUUGCUGUAACAUUCGGAACACUCGUAGUACUCGUCAAGAGGCAACUAGAUUUCUACAUGGAAAACGAACGUAGAGUGUACACGGAUAUAAAGCUAACAAAGAAAGUUCGAGUGGGAAUCCUACCAAGUAUUAUGCGGUUUCAAAGUUUCGUCAUCCAUGCCGAGAGCAUCUUUAAAGAUUUAGAUCGUCGUACUGACAUUGAAAAAUGGUACUCUUUGCUCUGUCGAAGUGUCAUUGAGGGAAUUCAGAAAGUUGCUUGGAAUAGCAGCAACAAAUCUCCACCAAAUGUUGUUCUGUUUGAAAACUAUCAUCAGUUAUACUUGAGCCUUUCUGAGCUAAGGCUUCCUUGCUUAGAUGACAUGAGAAAACUAGCUAAAAAAGAAAAAGAAGAACAGAUUAUGAAUUAUGUUCGCGACAGUCUCGGAAAACCAUUGGAGAAAGUUCAUAUUUUUUUCGAAAACAUCACCAAUGCUAUUACUUUCAACGGUAUUCGCCCAGAAGAAAUAUCAUAUCAACCGCAGUUCAGUCGUCCUGAAUUGAAAAAAGUAAUCAGUCUCUAUCCCGGUAAGGAAGUCAAAAAAGGCUUGGAGCUACUGUACAGAAAAUUAGAGAAACAUCUCGGUGAAAAUUCCUCCUUGUUGCAAGUAGUAUGGCGAGAGUUUCAAGAGCAGUUCAUCAAACAGUUGCAAGGAUAUCAGCUGAUAAUGACAGACUGCUAUCCAGGAGCAAAAGUUGAUUUGGAUGUAUCUAUAGAUGAUAUAUUAUCUUUCUUCUCAUGUAUUGCACAACAACACUGA
Molecule: messenger RNA, 2427 nt
Organism: Auanema sp. JU1783
Lineage: Eukaryota; Metazoa; Nematoda; Chromadorea; Rhabditida; Rhabditidae
Source: the annotation of a GenBank genome assembly